ACAAAAAUAAUUGGGUCCCAAGCGCGCUAUUUCGGUUUUGCUGGUUAUGCGUUCUGGUCUGUUAUUUUUCAUUGUAUGCGUAUCCAGUUUUGUUGCGCUUGCUAGAAAGGAAGGCAAUGAACCAGAUAAAGUUGAACCCGUUACUUUUAAUGUAAAGGGUUGCUUGUUAUUAUCAACAAUCAUGAAGAUUCACAUAUCAAAAUCAGACUCUGAAGAUUCGGAAUCAGUGUUUAUAACGUAUAUCAACUCAACGAAUGCUAAAAGCAUCAACAGCAGCGGCAUAUGUAUGAACUCUACUAGCGAAGAAUACAAUCUUUUAAACUUGAUUUGGAAGCCAACUGGUUCUAUGGGCAAUUGGAAUUUAUCAUUUAAUUUUUCUCAUACCUAUCCUGGUUAUUAUGGUCUGACUAAAGUCUACUUGUUGUACUGGUUGAAUGGAUCGGAUCGAUCUAAUGCUGCUGUUGCUAUCAAUGAUAAAACAUUAUUUUCAUGUGCAAUUGGUUCAUCUUUUACUUGUAUAAAAGAACAAACAUUUGAAUUAAAAGAUAAAUUGUCAAAAUUAACAAAUAUACGAUUAACAUUUAGUAAUUUUCAAGUUGAAGCAUUCAGAAAUAGUAGCAAUAAUGAUGAUAAUAAGAAUAGAUUUAUUGGACCAACUUACUCUUGUUCAGCUGAUUAUGUACAAACAAAUGUAGUUCCAAUUGUUGUCGGUGUUUUAUUAUUCAUGGUUAUUAUAACAUCUGUUCUAUUCAAGUUUAUUAUCAUAAAUCGAUGUCGUCAAUCUAAUUAUCAACAAAUAUAAUGUAUAGUUUAGUUAGUUAGUUAAUUAGUUAUCACAUCACAUCACAUGAUAAUAGGCCUAUUAUCAAUAUCACCACAUAAUAAAUAUAUAUAACAACUACUAAUGACAUCAAAUCUCAGAUCUAUCUAUCUAUCUAUCUGACUGAUGGAUGGUCGGUUGUGUGUGUGUGUGUAACCAUGGAUUUGAAUAGUAAGUGUUACACGCCAUUUUUUUUCCUCAUCUACAUUGUUUGUUUUGUUCUUUUUUUUUAAAAAAAAAUCAAUUUCUCCAUUUCAUCAAUCAAUACUUCUUAUUGCUGCUGCUGCUCAUCUAAUUAUACCAUUAUAAAUUUCAAAUAUUUUAUAUUUUUUAAUUUCUUUACAGCAUUUUUUUUGCUUUUGUAUUCUAAUGACUUUAAUUUUUUUUGUUUUAAGAUUUCUGGUUAUUUUUGUCAAUUCAAAUACAUUGUCAUUCAUUCAUUGUUUAGUAAAUUGUAUUGUUAGUUAUUAA
Molecule: messenger RNA, 1291 nt
Organism: Schistosoma turkestanicum
Lineage: Eukaryota; Metazoa; Platyhelminthes; Trematoda; Strigeidida; Schistosomatidae
Source: the annotation of a GenBank genome assembly